AUGGAACAUAAUGAGCUUCUCCUUCUCCGCCACGACAAAUUUGUCCCUGUAAGAGUUGAGAUUGCUCAAAACAAAGGCGUCCAGUAUCUUUUAAUUGACAAAAAGCCACGUAUUGAUUUGUCAUUUGCUUUGGUAAGCAGAAACGUUGAAGUUUGUGUCGAACUGUUAAACGUUGACAAAUCACUCUGUUUCGAGAUUGUGUAUGACAAGCAAUUUGUCUUUCUUUGCCAGAACGACGCAAUUUAUAAGGAAUGGAUUUCUAAGCUCGCUCAGGUCGCACAUACUUGGGGCGUCUUCGGAUACCCAAUCGAAUGUGCAGUCAAAAAGUCAUCCUGGCGAUUCCCUAUACCUCUUUUUCGUUCUAUACAGUAUCUUAUCGAAAACGACGCUCAACACAUGGAAGGCAUUUUCAGAACGAGCGCAUCAUAUGCCGCUUUACAAAAGGUCGAACAAAUACUUGACCGCGAUUCGGAUGUUGACAUGAGUACUUUCGAAGAGAAGAGAGUCGCUGCAUCGUUACUCAAAGACUACUUACGACAACUCCCUGAACCGUUAAUACCAUAUAACGUUUAUGACGAAUUCAUUGCGCUGCCGAAAGAGCAAAACCCCGAAAUCUCGGGAAAAAACAUGGUUGAAAAGAUCCCGAUUAUCAACCAGGACUCGUUGUGGGUAGUGUGUAGUUUUUUGGUACUUGUCAUCCAAAACAAAGAUGUGACAAAGAUGAACGAGAACAACAUCGCGACAUGCUUUGGAUUGACUUUAGUCAGACCACCCCCACAAAAUAACAUCGACGAGAUGACGCAUGUAAAGGGAGCGCUUGCUGCAUUUGAGGUGUUUAUAAGGAACGCGGAAAAGAUAUUUGAGAGUGUAAAAGAGCGGAACAUAAAACUUGGUAUUGAUUUUCCGAAAUACCCAUGCGUCAUUCCACACCCCAAAAUUCCCUUUUAUAAACUAGCCGCAAAGAUAAAGAGAGAGACAGACACCACACCAUUAAUUAAUCUUGGGAUCAAAAAAUCAAAUGACGCUGAGAAUAUCUUACAAUCUGUUCAUAACGAGGCAGAUGAAGCGAAAUACAGAGAGGCCGAAGAACUGAAUCAACAAAAGAGUUUGAAGGAUGAAAUCACUGAUUCAAAAAUGGGUAAGUUCUUGGGUAAUGUAAACGGCAAAUUUAAGACGUUGGUUGGACAGGGCGAAAAACAAAAGGAGAGUUCGAGUGAAAGGAAAGACAGGACAUGGCCUCUCUGGUUCUUCGAAAAGGAAGAGAAGGAGGAGGUGAAAGACGACAACGCGGAGUUGUGCCGAGCGGUCACUUUGCAACAAAUCAACACAAUCGAAGACUUGAAGCGUGAACUUGAAAAGGUCAAAACAGAACUUAGCAAUGUUAAGAGAGAGCGCGACGAACUUAAAGACGCCAAACGAGAGCGCGACGAAUUGAAAAAGAAGUACGAGCCUGAUACAUUCGUCGAAGAGGCUGACAACUCCGGAAAUGACUCUUCCGAUGAUGCUUCUGACGACGAAUACUCUCCUGUAAAAAUUGGAAAAUGA
This is a messenger RNA of Entamoeba invadens IP1, 1545 nucleotides long. RefSeq lists its product as hypothetical. The record is from RefSeq and is a predicted model, not a curated record. Gene Ontology annotation, cellular component: cytoplasm. The transcript has a single exon. Bases 1 to 1545 code for a protein of 514 amino acids. Gene Ontology annotation, biological process: regulation of GTPase activity; signal transduction. NCBI's taxonomy places the organism in Eukaryota, Evosea, Mastigamoebida, Endamoebidae.